Scutellospora calospora is the source of this 700-nucleotide messenger RNA. The record is from the annotation of a GenBank genome assembly. NCBI's taxonomy places the organism in Eukaryota, Fungi, Glomeromycota, Glomeromycetes, Diversisporales, Gigasporaceae.
AUGGCACAAAAUGAAAAAUUUCUUUAUCGACAAGGUGAUAGAAUUCUUUGUUUUCACGGACCUAUGAUAUAUGAGGCCAAGAUUUUAGACAAAGUUUACCAACAUCCAAAGUCAGGAGAUUCAGGUCCACAUUAUUUAAUACAUUAUAAAGGAUGGAAGAAUACUUGGGAUGAGUGGGUAGCCGAAUAUAGAGUAUUGCCAAUUAACGAAGCAAAUUUAAGUAAACAAAAACAAAUAGAAGAAUCUAUGACAAAAAAAAAUAAACCAUCAGCAAAAAAAAUCGUACAAGAUCCUUCUGUGGAAAAAGGCAAAAAGAGGAAAAGAGAUCUUUCCUUAGAUAAAGAUGAUAAUGUUAAGAAGCCUAAGGUUAUAAUUUAUAUGCCUGAAUCACUUAGGAUACUUUUAGUACAGGAUUGGGAAAACAUAAAUAAGUCACAAAUGUGGGUGCCAUUGCCACGUAAACCUUCAGUGACUGAUAUAAUAAGCAAUUAUAAAUCUUGGAGACAUGAGAAAAAUAAAGACAGCUUUGACGGUAUUGCUGAAGAAGUUGGUAAAGGUGUAGGUUUUUAUUUUAACAAAUGCUUAGGAACUCGGCUUUUAUAUCAGUCAGAAAGAAAUCAAUAUAAAGAAAUUCGUUCUAAAUUUGAAAAUUUGGAAAAUACCCAAAUUUAUGGAGCUGAACAUUUAUUAAGAUUAUUCG